Messenger RNA from Gigantopelta aegis, 1061 nucleotides. RefSeq names its product meiotic recombination protein REC114-like. The transcript has 7 exons. NCBI's taxonomy places the organism in Eukaryota, Metazoa, Mollusca, Gastropoda, Neomphalida, Peltospiridae. The record is from RefSeq and is a predicted model, not a curated record. Bases 67 to 891 code for a protein of 274 amino acids.
CGACAAAGUCAGUGUUUAUAAUUAUCGGAAGACAGGCGGAAAACCACUGUAAUCGUGAUCUGUCGAAUGGCAUCCUCGUGGAAACUCGAGCGUUACGCACGUUACGUCACAAAUAUUCCAGGCGGGCACUGGCAGUAUUAUGACGACGCCAAGGAGGAACUUCGUCUGACUUUGACCGACAGUGAUCACCUGGUUCUCUUUCAAGGAUACACCGUGAUGGAAAGUCUUUCUCUGAAAACAUCCAAGGCGUGGAUGCGAGGAAUGGUUAAAACGGACAGCAUGCUGCUUAUGUACAAGGUCCAGGUAAGAAAUGCCACCGCCAGAGUGAAGUUUUUCACGCCUCGGAUUUUAAACCUGAGCCAUUGGGAAGAAACCCGGCGAUUCAGUGUGAAGUUUCACGCCUCGGAUCCCGCCAUUGGGAAGGCGAUUUGUGACGACUGUCUGCAGAAACUGGCCAACUAUUUCCCCAUCAAGAUGGCAUCCGAGUCUCAAACCAGUCUCACUAGUAACUCAAUACACGAUAUGACCGACUAUGUUAAGGGCGAGAAAGAUGGAGAGAAAAAGAAAGAGAUGGUCAGCACACUCUAUGCCAACGACCAAAAGAAACGCACAGUGUUACAGGGUCAGAAUGUUUCAUCGAUUGCAGAGGAGAAACCGGAGAACGAAAAUAAAGUCAAGAAACUGAGUGGUGACGUAACACUGGGGCAGAUAGCAGAGGUGGUAACAGGCAAGGUGAACACAGAACUCCCUGCGGCAUACCAGCAGUGCAAUGUGUCGAAGGAGAAUAUCAGCACGAUGGUUCGACUCUGUCUGACGGACCCGGCAUUCCCAGCUUUCGUUGACUCGGUAGAGCAGGAACUUAACAAGAUUAUGGCAGAAAGCAAAACAUAGAUUGCAGUCUUACUUUGUCCAUAGUGAUCAUUAUUCCACUGGUAUAUAUAGAUACUGGUAUAAAUAUAUAUUAUGGAAAUGUUAUAUCAUAUACAUGUACAUGUAUAUUAAAUGGAAAUGUUAUAUCAUAUACAUGUACAUGUAUAUUAAAUGGACAGUCCCUAGUUUUA